This is a messenger RNA of Priapulus caudatus, 708 nucleotides long. RefSeq names its product adenosine receptor A2b-like. Gene Ontology annotation, biological process: G protein-coupled receptor signaling pathway. Lineage: Eukaryota; Metazoa; Priapulida; Priapulimorpha; Priapulimorphida; Priapulidae. Gene Ontology annotation, molecular function: G protein-coupled receptor activity. The record is from RefSeq and is a predicted model, not a curated record. The coding region runs from base 1 to 708 and encodes 235 amino acids. The transcript has a single exon. Gene Ontology annotation, cellular component: membrane.
AUGACGGUCGGAGAGCAGCAUUACAGUCACGCGUCGUGCGUAUUCACGACGGCCGUCAUCUUCUUCGCCGUCGCGUCGACGAUGACGUCGCUCGUGCUCAUCACUGCCGACCGCUUCUUCGCCGUCACGCGGCCCGUGCUGUACAAGACGCGGCUGACGCGUCGCGUGGCGCGUCGGCUGAUCGCGUUCAGCUGGACGUACGGCGCGGCGACGACGUGCGUAGCGGUGGCGCUGCUGGUCGCGUGUCGGGAGAAGCACGCGCACCACGAGUGCAAGCCGGACUGGAUUCUGCCGGCCGGCUUCGUGUACUUCCACGUCGCCAACUACGUCGUCGUGCUGCUCGUCAUGGUGUACACCUACGUCGCCAUACUGCGUCUGAGUCUCGCGCGCGUCGCCCGUCAGCACGCGGGAGGCGCGACCGUGGCGCCAUCUCCGUUCAAAUCGAGAACGACGAAGAUGACGGUGAUGAUCAUCAGUCUGGCGGUGACGUGCAUGUUACCGCACAUGGUUUACAUGGUGGCGAUCCACGCGCGCGGCUCGUACGAGCCGUACGGCUGGCUGAGGAACGUGCGCUCCGUGCUGCUCGUGCUCAACUCGCUCGCCAACCCGUUCAUCUACGUCUGGCAGAACAGACAGUUUCGAGCCGCCAUUCUCGCGCUCGUCUGCAAGCAGACGUCGGCGACCUACGACAGUCGCAGUCGACCCUGA